Adineta steineri is the source of this 1566-nucleotide messenger RNA. The record is from the annotation of a GenBank genome assembly. NCBI's taxonomy places the organism in Eukaryota, Metazoa, Rotifera, Eurotatoria, Adinetida, Adinetidae.
AUGACGACUGAAUAUGAUCAACAUCAUGUUCAACGUGGAGGAUAUCAACAAUAUGAUCAACAAAGAUAUCAACAACAUGAACAACAUGGAUAUCAACAGCAUGAACAACGUGCAUAUCCUCAAUAUGAUCAACGUGAUCAAUAUCAACAGCAACAACAACAAUAUCCAUCAGUCCCUGAACGUGGUCGAGCUAUUCGAUUAAUGAGAAAUGGAGAUCCAUAUUUUACUGGUCGUACAUUUGUUAUUAAUCAAAGAAAAUAUCCAAUGUUUGAUGGUUUCUUAGAUGAUGCAUCUCAAUCCUUACGAGCUAAUUUUGGAGCUGUUAGAUGUAUUUACACACCCAAACAUGGUACACGAUUAAAAGAUAUGUCUGAAUUUGAAGAUCAUCGUACUUAUGUCGCAGCAGGUGGAGAAAGAUUCAAAAAACUUCAUUAUUUGGAUAUAGCAGAUGGCAAACGCAUUGCAACGAAAGGACAAAUUCCACCAAAAUUUCAACUUCCACCAGUUCGACGUAUAGAUGUGGAGGGACGCGCAAUGAAAUUAUCUCGAUCAGAAAAUGUUAUCAUUUAUGUAUAUCGAAAUGGUGAUCCAUUAACAUUACCUGCUAAGAUUCUUUUAGUUAAACCAACAUUACAAAAUUGGGAAUCAGUUCUAGAUGAAAUUACAAAAAAAGUAUCUCUAGCUUCUACUGCAGUAUUAAAAUUAUAUUCAAUGAAUGGAGAUUUAUUAACAUCAGGACAACAACUUGAAUAUAAUGGAAUGUAUGUUGCAGCUGGAAAAGAACGUUUCAAACGUUUAGAAUAUCCAGAUGCAAAAUCAUUUAGUGCAAAUUCUUCACCAAAAAUGUCAAGAAAAUCAUAUAUGAAAUCUGAUGGAACAAAUACACAUACAACUAAUACAGCAACUUCGUAUGGAAGUACCGAGACUACUGGCCAUCGACGUCCUGUUCGAGAAGAAUAUGAUUUUUUUAAUAACAAACCACAACAACAUCGACGUGGUCCAAUUAAAGAAAUUGAUCUUGAUCGAGAUGAUGGUGGUAUUUACAAAGGUCGAUUGAAUCAUCGAGAACGUAUUCGUGAAAUUGAUGAUACACGUGAUACAAAAGUUGAUUUACCAGUUGAUCAUAGACAAGUUGAAACUGUUAAAGACGAACAAAUUUUUGGAAAUAAUGAAAAAAUGCCUCGCCGUCAUCCACAAACGAUGAAUCAAUCAUUUUCUGAUACUCGUCACAAACCAAUCAAAAGUCCAUUAAAGAAUUAUAAUAAUGACGAUAAUCGAUAUCCAUCUAAUAAUAAUUAUAAUCAUCAUACUGCUAUACCAAUUGAUGAUAAUCAUUUUGAUCAACAUUCACCAAGUUUCGAACGUCGACAAUCAUUUGUAACAUCAAAUACAGUGGCUAAUAAAAUCAAUGAAGAUCAAGCUGCUACAAUCAUUCAGUCACAUGUUCGUGGUUAUCUAACACGUAAACAGUCUCAACAAAGUCAAAUUCAUGGUAAGGAACGUAAUGGAUAUCAAUAUUGUCAACCAUCACAAAGUGACUAUAACAAUAAUAAUGAUUAUGCAUAA